AUGACACCGCCCGCAACUUAUUAGUACUAGGAGAACAAAUCGAUCGCACAUCUCGUAGAACAACAACCGCCCACAGCUAAGCUAGCUAGCAAGCUUUCUUUCAAUGCAGCUUUCAGGUAAGUAGACGAAUAUUGUCUCGGGCUGGCUAUGGCGGAGGGUAGUGCGGCCAGCCUUCCUCCAGGAGACCCGCAACUCAUCGCUAUGAUUGUGGAGCAUUUGAAGAACCGGGGGCUUUUUGACGAGUUCCGUCGGGACUGUUUGGCCGACGUCGAUACUAAGCCUGCCUUUCAAAACCUGCGACAGAAAGUGGACAACUUUGUCACAUCUCAGCUGAGCACCCAAGACUGGAACCCGUCCAUCAACAAGAACCAGAUGAGGAACGGACUGAGACAGAGUGUUGUCCAAUCGGGUAUGCUGGAGUCCGGCGUGGACAGGAUCAUAACUCAGGUUGUGGACCCCAAAAUGAACCACACAUUUCGGCCGCACAUAGAAACGGCCAUCCACGAUUUCCUGUCGGGGGAAAGGAAGGAAGAGAGCACCUCGGGUUCCAACUCUGCACCAUCAGAACCAACAGAACCACAGGAGGCACCGCCACCUGCUUCUGGCCCCAAAACUCCCUCCUCAGCUAUGCAGGUGUCCUCCGGGGUCGCCGUGUUUUUCCUGCUACUGGUGUGUCUUCAGGUGCUGGCCGUGGAUCUGCACGAUGUUCAGGAGAAGCACACGAGCCACGUCAAAAGACGCCUCUCUUUGCAAAGUACAGCGGAGAUCCAGAGUUGCCUGGUGAGUUCAGGGGACGUCGGCUGUGGGAUGUUUCAGUGUUUCAGCAACAACUCCUGUGACAUCCAAGGGCUGCACCAAAUAUGUCUCACUCUGCUGCACAACGCUGGCCGCUACGACUCACAGGGCAAGUCGUUUGUGAAGGACGCGCUGCGUUGCAUGGCGCUGGGACUGCGGCAGCGCUUCAGCUGCGUGAGCCGGCGGUGCUCCGCGGUAAAAGACAUGGUGUUCUCACUCCAGAGAGAGUGCUACACUAAACACCAGCUCUGCCUGGCACUGAGGGACCACAUGGACACCAUGGGAAACCUGGUGCAGUUCCACUUGAUGUUCCCUCCAGGGCCGUACGUGGAGCUGAUGAACUUCCUGUUGAAGUGUGGUGACGAGGUCAGGACGUGGGUCGGGCGGCGGCUGCACGGACAGUGCGAGCAACACUGGGGGGCGCUUUGUGGCAUGUUCUCCAGUAUCUGCCCUCUCAGCCAGUCUGAUGCUCUGCAGCACACUACCACCACCCACACUCCCACCACGGUGCCCUGGCCUACCACGGCUCAGGGGCCACAGCAGCAGCAGCAGCAGCAGCAGCAGCAGCAGCAGCAGACGAUAGAGGCCGACCCAGAGGGCCGGAGCACAGUCAGACAGAUCGACAACGCAACAGAAUCUGGUCUCCCCGAGUCUGAGAGAUCAAAUGUCACCACUACUUAAGACGGGCGACACACACAGAGGUGCAGACAGGGUACACAGUAACAAUACAUCAUGCACUUAUUAUUAUCGCUAUUAUGUUAGCAGUAGAAUGAGUAAAAGCUGUAGUUUAGAGUCUUCAGUAAUGCAACAUAACUUAUUCAAUCUGUGCGGUGUUUGUGUUAUAUUAAUAUUUUUCUUAACAUUUGACUUUGUAAAAGAUUGAAAACCAGUUAUCUACCUCACGUCUGUCCUUCACUAACGGGCAUGGACACACACAAGUCUACUCUACAGGGAAUGUGUCUGUAGCUCAGGUGCAGCCAAUGGCUCAGAUUUCAAACUAUUUAAGCCCGAUUUUGUAUUUAUGAGAAGAUUGUUUUAUUAUGGACCUUAUAGCUGGUGCUUGUAGACAGUGGAGGAGCGCUCUGCAUCGAGGGAAGCAUUCUUUGGUUCUGUUUUAAAUAUGUUUUAAUGUUCUACCUGGACAGUCAGACCACAGAUCUCACACUGGGUUUCAUGUAAUGUUGUUGUUUUUUUUUUUUGUUCAUCUUUAUUUCAAUGAAUUGUAAAAAAAAAACCACACGCACACAGUUGUAAACAAUGUCAAGCUACGAUGGCGUCAGCGGCCAGAGAGAGGUUGUGUUAAUUAAGCCAGUUCUGUCCCGGUUAAUGGUUCUUCACAUAAAUUCAGUGUUGCAUCUAAAAAAAAUUAUAUGUCGAGUUUUUUUGACGUCUGCAGUCACUUUUGCAGUGAAGCUGCACAACAACGCACCCCUUAAAUAUUAAAUGUUGUCCAAACAAACCGGCGGGCCAUCUGAGGUUUAUCAGAUUACUGAUUCAGUAGCCUGGACGUUUGACUGGUGAAGUAAACAACAACUGUGUCUCUGUAAUCUACAGUUUAACAAUGAAACAAAAAAGGACCGUAUAGCAGAUCGUGACCUGUUCCUUGGUUAGUUCUGAAUGUCAGGUAAAAUCGAUGCCUCUGCGGUUUCUAAAAUUAACUUCACACAGCUUCAGGUCAGAAAGUUGGCAGAAACUCAGCUAUAUCUCUUGAACCUCACUUUGAAUGCAACAGCAAACAUUUCCUGCAGGACUAACCCUCUAAAAGUGUGCACCAUUAGUCCACUCAGUACAAAUAGUCCCAUCAAGAUGAUGCAGCCACAGAAAUCUUAAGUGCGGUCACGGAGGCUCAUCCGUCGUGAGACCAUUUGCGAGAAAAAAAUAGAUGCUGCGGUUACACCCGCUGACAGCCUGUUGAAGAUUUACGCUUUCCUUUCGAAUAAACUCUCAAAUAUCAGCUUCACUCGCUACACUAUUUGAAGAAGUCCUAUUUAAGCUGACCUUAAAACCCACAUUUUGCAUAUUUUACAUUCGGAGUGAUAGGUUUUCGCUUGUCACCACGUGUUCGC
Molecule: messenger RNA, 2861 nt
Organism: Mugil cephalus (flathead mullet)
Lineage: Eukaryota; Metazoa; Chordata; Actinopteri; Mugiliformes; Mugilidae
Exons: 7
Coding region: 148-1476 (442 amino acids)
Cellular component (GO): extracellular region
Molecular function (GO): hormone activity
Source: RefSeq, a predicted model, not a curated record